AAGCCGUCGGUAGUUUUGAUUUUCCGCUUCUCAUUUAAUUGCCAACUUCCAUCCUUCAUUCAGUUUCCAAUAUCCUUCGAUGCUCAAAAUCUCAGACUGAUUUGGGGAUCGUGGAGUGCACUUGUUCUCUUCUUCUUUUUAACUGUUUUUCUUCUUUCAGAUUAAGGUUAAGAUUGAAUACCCAGUCAACUCACUGCUUUUGUUUUUUUAUUACAUAAAAUCCAAGCAACGACAUGGAGGCAGUGCCUAUACAGAGUGAAAACUUCAAGCUGGGGUUCAUUGGAGCAGGGAAAAUGGCAGAGAGCAUUGCCAGAGGAGUGGUACAAUCUGGUGUUUUGCCUCCCCAACGCAUUUCUACAGCAAUCCACUCAAAUCCCAGUCGUGGUACUCCCUUCCAGUCACUCGGCAUCUCUGUUUAUAGUCACAACACCGACGUUGUGGAUGCUAGUGAUGUGAUAAUUUUUUCUGUGAAACCCCAAGUAGUUAAAAAUGUGGUCUUGCAGCUGAGGCCGUUACUUUCAAAGAAAAAGCUCUUGGUUUCAAUUGCUGCAGGAGUAAAACUGCAGGAUCUGGAAGAGUGGGCUGGCCAUGGCCGAUUUAUCCGGGUGAUGCCUAACACUCCAUCUGCUGUUGGUAUGGGAGCUUCAGUUAUGAGCUUGGGAGGAGCUGCAACAGAACAGGAUGGGGAAUUAGUUGGUAAAUUAUUUGGAGCAGUUGGCAAGACAUGGAAAGCUGAUGAGAAACUGUUUGAUGCUGUCACUGGCCUUAGUGGCAGUGGUCCCGCUUAUAUAUAUUUAGCAAUUGAAGCUUUGGCUGAUGGGGGAGUGACUGCUGGUCUUCCGCGAGAACUAGCAUUGGGACUUGCUUCUCAAACUGUUUUGGGAGCAGCUGCUAUGGCUGUUCAAUCUGGGAAGCACCCUGGUCAGCUGAAAGACGAUGUUACAUCACCUGGUGGGACUACAAUUGCCGGCAUUCAUGAGUUAGAGAAGAAUGGUUUCCGGGGAACAUUGAUGAAUGCAGUUGUGGCAGCUGCUAAGCGUAGCCAAGAACUUUCCAGGAAGUAGAAGAGUCAGACCACUUGAUUCUCUUGAAAUCUUGGAACAGAUGAUUGCUGGACAAUCAUUUUAUUUAACAAUGAGAGAGCGACCAAUGAGUUUAGCUUUGCUUUUAUAUGUAUUUGCAGGGUUUAAGAUUUACAUAUAAAUUUGUUUUGUAUUGGCUUUUUUUUUUUCAGUCUAGCAAAAAAAUUUUUUUUAAAUAAACUAAACUAAGAGGUUGGUUAUUCAA
Messenger RNA from Gossypium raimondii (Peruvian cotton), 1287 nucleotides. Its product is annotated as pyrroline-5-carboxylate reductase. Lineage: Eukaryota; Viridiplantae; Streptophyta; Magnoliopsida; Malvales; Malvaceae. The record is from RefSeq and is a predicted model, not a curated record. Gene Ontology annotation, biological process: L-proline biosynthetic process. Gene Ontology annotation, molecular function: pyrroline-5-carboxylate reductase activity. The transcript is spliced from 8 exons. The coding region runs from base 234 to 1064 and encodes 276 amino acids.